AGGGCCCGCCUCUCCUGGCUCACAGCUGUCUGCUGCUCCAGCCCUGCCCUCCCGGAGCUGCCGGACGCUCGCGGGUCUCGGAACGCAUCCCGCCGCGGGGGCUUCGGCCGUGGCAUGGGCGCCGCGGGCCUGCUCGGGGUUUUCUUGGCUCUCGUCGCACCGGGGGUCCUCGGGAUUUCCUGUGGCUCUCCUCCUCCUAUCCUAAAUGGCCGGGUUAGUCAUUAUUCUACCCCCAUUGCUGUUGGAACUGUGAUAAGGUACAUUUGUUCAGCUGGCUUCCGCCUCAUUGGAGAAAAAAGUGUAUUAUGCAUAAGCAAAGACAAAGUGGAUGGAACCUGGGAUAAACCUGCUCCUAAAUGUGAAUAUUUCAAUAAAUAUUCUUCUUGCCCUGAGCCCAUAGUACCAGGAGGAUACAAAAUUAGAGGCUCUACACCCUACAGACAUGGUGAUUCUGUGACAUUCGCCUGUAAAACCAACUUCUCCAUGAACGGAAACAAGUCUGUUUGGUGUCAAGCAAAUAAUAUGUGGGGGCCGACGCGACUACCAACCUGUGAAAGUGUUUUCCCUCUCAAGUGUCCAGCACUUCCUAUGAUCCACAAUGGACAUCACACAAGCGAGAAUGUCAGCUCCAUUGCUCCAGGAUUGUCUGUGACUUACAGCUGUGAAUCUGGUUACUUGCUUGUUGGAGAAAAGAUCAUUAACUGUUUGUCUUCGGGAAAAUGGAGUGCUGUCCCCCCCACAUGUGAAGAGGCACGCUGUAAACCUCUAGGACGAUUUCCCAAUGGGAAGGUAAAGGAGCCUCCAAUUCUCCGGGUUGGUGUAACUGCAAACUUUUUCUGUGAUGAAGGGUAUCGACUGCAAGGCCCAUCUUCUAGUCGGUGUGUAAUUGCUGGACAGGGAGUUGCUUGGACCAAAAUGCCAGUAUGUGAAGAAAUUUUUUGCCCAUCACCUCCCCCUAUUCUCAAUGGAAGACAUACAGGCAACUCACUAGCAAAUGUCUCAUAUGGAAACACAGUCACUUACACCUGUGACCCGGACCCAGAGGAAGGAGUGAACUUCAUCCUUAUCGGAGAGAGCACUCUCCGUUGUACAGUUGAUAGUCAGAAGACUGGGACCUGGAGUGGCCCUGCCCCACGCUGUGAACUUUCUACUUCUGCGGUUCAGUGUCCACAUCCCCAUGUCCUAAGAGGCCAAAUAGUAUCUGGGGAGAAAGAUCGAUAUACCUAUAACAACACUGUGAUAUUUGCUUGCAUGUUUGGCUUCACCUUGAAGGGCAGCAAGCAAAUCCGUUGUAAUGCCCAAGGCACAUGGGAGCCAUCUGCACCAGUCUGUGAAAAGGAAUGCCAGGCCCCUCCUAACAUCCUCAAUGGGCAAAAGGAAGAUAGACACAUGGUCCGCUUUGACCCUGGAACAUCUAUAAAAUAUAGCUGUAACCCUGGCUAUGUGCUGGUGGGAGAAGAAUCCAUACAGUGCACCUCUGAGGGAGUGUGGACAACCCCUGUACCCCGAUGCAAAGUGGCAGAGUGUGAAACUACAGAAAAGCAACUCUUGACAAAACCCCAGCACCAAUUUGUUAGACCAGAUGUUAACUCUUCUUGUGGUGAAGGGUACAAGUUAAGUGGGAGUGUUUAUCAGGAGUGUCAAGGCACAAUUCCUUGGUUUAUGGAGAUUCGUCUUUGUAAAGAAAUCACCUGCCCACCACCCCCUGUUAUCUACAAUGGGACACACACCGGGAGUUCCUUAGAAGAUUUUCCAUAUGGAACCACGGUCACUUACACAUGUAACCCCGGGCCAGAAAGAGGAGUGGAAUUCAGCCUCAUUGGAGAGAGCACCAUCCGUUGUACAAGCAAUGAUCAAGAAAGAGGCACAUGGAGUGGCCUUGCUCCCCUAUGUAAACUUUCCCUCCUUCCUGUCCAGUGCUCACAUGUCCGUAUUGCAAAUGGACGCAAGAUAUCUGGCAAGGAAGGCCCAUAUUUCUACAAUGACACUGUGACAUUCGAGUGUUAUGGUGGAUUUACUUUGAAGGGCAGUAGUCAGAUUCGUUGCAAAGCUGAUAACACCUGGGAUCCUGAAAUACCAGUUUGUGAAAAAGGCUGCCAGCCACCUCCUGGGCUCCACCAUGGUCAUCAUACAGGUGGAAAUACGGUCUUCUUUGUCUCUGGGAUGACUGUAGACUACACUUGUGACCCUGGCUACUUGCUUGUGGGAAACAAAUCCAUUCACUGUAUGCCUUCAGGAAAUUGGAGUCCUUCUGCCCCACGGUGUGAAGAAACAUGCCAGCCUGUGAGAGAGGAUCUUCAAGAACUUCCAGUUGGUUCACAUGUGGAGCUAGUUAAUACGUCCUGCCAAGAUGGGUACCGGUUGACUGGACAUGCUUAUCAGAUGUGUCAAGAUGCUGAAAAUGGAAUUUGGUUCAGAAAGAUUCCACUUUGUAAAGUUAUUCACUGUCACCCUCCACCAGUGAUUGCCAAUGGGAAGCACACAGGCAUGAUGGCAGAAAACUUUCUAUAUGGAAAUGAAGUCUCUUAUGAAUGUGACCAAGGAUUCUAUCUCCUGGGAGAGAAAAAAUUGCAGUGCAGAAGUGAUUCUAAAGGACAUGGAUCUUGGAGCGGGCCUUCCCCACAGUGCUUACGAUCUCCUCCUGUGACUCGCUGCCCUAACCCAGAAGUCAAACAUGGGUACAAGCUCGAUAAAACGCAUUCUGCAUAUUCCCACAAUGACAUAGUGUAUGUUGACUGCAAUCCCGGCUUCAUAAUGAAUGGUAGUCGUGUGAUUAGGUGUCAUACUGAUAAUACAUGGGUGCCAGGUGUGCCAACUUGUAUCAAAAAAGCCUUCAUAGGGUGUCAACAUCCGCCUAAGACCCCCAACGGGAACCAUACUGGUGGAAACAUAGCCCGGUUUUCCCCUGGAAUGUCAAUCCUGUACAGCUGCGACCAAGGCUACCUACUGGUGGGAGAGGCACUCCUUCUUUGCACACAUGACGGAACCUGGAGCCAACCCGCCCCUCAUUGUAAAGAGGUAAACUGUAGCUCACCAGCAGAUAUGGAUGGAAUCCAGAAAGGGCUGGAACCAAGGAAAAUGUAUCAGUAUGGAGCUGUUGUAACUCUCGAGUGUGAAGAUGGGUACGUGCUGGAAGGCAGUCCCCAGAGCCAGUGCCAAUCGGAUCACCAAUGGAACCCUCCCCUGGCGGUUUGCAGAUCCCGUUCACUUGCUCCUGUCCUUUGUGGUAUUACUGCGGGUUUGAUACUUCUUAUCUUCUUGAUUGUUGUUACCUUAUACAUGAUAUCAAAACACAGAGAACGCAAUUAUUAUACAAAUACAAGCCAGAAAGAAGCUUUUCAUUUAGAAGCACGAGAAGUAUAUUCUGUUGAUCCAUACAACCCAGCAAGCUGAUCAGAAGACAAACUGGUGCUUUUAAGGAGAGGAGCAACACAUUCACCUUAACUGCUGUGUUAAGAACAGACUGUAGCAAGCCACGGGUGGAAGAUGGGAGUCAAUGAGGAGGCUGCUGCAAUCAUCCAGGCAAGAAAUUGUCAGUGGCUACCACCAGGCUUUGAGAAGAGGCCAGAUUCUGCAUGCAUUUUUAAGACAGUGACAGUAGGAUUUGUUGAUAGUUUGUAUCAGAAUAUGAGAGGAAGAGACCUGUCAAUAAUGACACAAGGGCUUUUGCCUAAGCAACCGGAAAGAUAGAAUUGCCAUUACUUAACACGACUGAGAAUGCAAAGAGCAGGAUUGGGGAGAAAAAUCAGGAGUUCCACUGUGGAGAUGUUAAGUGUGGAUGCCUAAUAGACUUGGCAAGAAGACAGCUGAUGUACAAGUCUGUAUUUUGGGCAAUUGGUCCAGGCUGGAGAUACAAAUUUGGGCUUUGACAUCAUGUGGAUGUACAUAACAAUGAGACUGAAUAAGAUCUCCGAGGAGAAGUGAAAGAGGCUAGCAAAAAGAAAAGGUCCAAGUAUUGAGCCCUGGAUCCUCCAACAUCAGGAGUCAUGGAAUGAGAAGGCGCCCACUAAGGAGUGAAGGAGCAGCCUCUGAUACUAUCCAGAGAAGAACCUUAAAGUCAGGCAAAGAAAGAAUUUUAGCGAGGAGGGAGUGAUCAACUCUGUCCAGUGUUGCUGGUAGGCCAAGAAAAUGAGCCCUGAAAACUGACCAUUGAAAUUCAGUAGCACAAUUUUUUUUUUUUUUUUGAGACAGGGUCUCACUCUGUCACCCAGGCUGGAGUGCAGUGGUGUGAUCUCAGCUCACUGCAGUCUCUACUUCCUGGGUUCAAGUGAUUCUCAUGCCUCAGUCUCCUGAGUAGCUGGGAUUAUAGGCAAGCAGCACAAAAUUUGCUGCUGAACUUGACAAGACAGUUUUUGAAGAGAGGAAGGAGGCAGGAGCCUGACUGGACUGAGCUUAAGAGAGAAUGAAAGGAGAGAAAUUGCAGCUAUCAACUAUAGGCAACUCUUCCUGAGGUUUUUUCCUAUAAAAAGGAGCAAAUAAGUAAAGUGCUAGCAAGAAUAAAACAUAAAGUCAACAUAAAUAUUUUUUAAGAUUGGAGAAAUAGCAGCUAUGCCCUAUUCCUACAUGCUGAUGGGAAUAAUUUAGUAGAAAGGGAAAGAGUGAUGGCGGAAAGAGAGGGAAGAAUUGCUUGAGCAAGGUCUGGGUAAGCUAGGAGGGUAAGCUAGAUUAAGCAGAGGAGCUCCUAGCUGCAUGGGCUUAGUAACAGGAGGGAGGGCAGAAUCUGCAGGUGCAGAUGAAGGCAGGUUGGGACCUGUGAUGGGGAGUGAACGUGUGGAAGUUCUCUUCCGAUGAUUCAGUCUUCUCGGUGAAUAGAAAGCAAAUUGUUCAGCUGAGAGUGAGGCUUGGAAAGGAGGUAUUAGAGAGUUAAGAAGAAAAAGGAAGGCAUUAAAUCAUCAACUAAGAAUUGAAGACUGAAUUAUAGGGAGUACAGAAAGGCUGACAGGCGACAUGAGAUGUGCACCUGAGGUUCCCAUGAGAAAAUGGGGAUGAACAUUUGAAGGUUUACUCUGUCCAGGGGUUACGCGACAGUCUUUCAUGCCCUCUCUUACUUAGCCAUCAGGACCACUUUGAAAGGUGGGUGUUCUCCCUAGAUAAUACCAAGAUGAAGAAAUAAUAUCCAAGAAAACCUAGGCUAAAAGAUUCUCUUGGGCAAGGUCUCAGGGUCUCAGGGUCAAUCAUUGGCAAAGUUGGAAUGCAAGCUCAUGUUUGAGUUUAAACUGCUUUCUCCUACAUAAUCUAGAAAAUAAAGAUACCAGCCAGGAGUGGCGGCUCACAUCUGUAAUCCCAGCACUUUGGAAGGCUGAGGCAGGCAGAUCACGAGGUCAGGAGAUCGAGACCAUCUUGGCCAACAUGGUGAAACCCUGUCUCUACUAAAAAUACAAAAAUUAGCUGGGUUUGGUGGCAUGUGCCUGUAAUCCCAGCUACUCAGGAGGCUGAGGCAGGAGAAUUGCUUGAACCAGGGAGUUGGAGGUUGCAGUGAGCUGAGAUCAAGCCACUGCACUCCAGCCUGCCGACAGAGCGAGACUCCAUUUUAAAAUAAAAUAAAAUAAAAUAAAAUAAAAUAAAAUAAAAUAAAAUAAAAUAAAAUAAAAAAGAUACCACCUCUGUCCUCUUGGAAUUUAUUUUAAUAAGACAAAUAGGACCCAUAAAUAUCAUAGGUAAUAAUACAUACCAUAAACAAGGUAUAGAAAAUCUGUGAUGGCAGUUGAGGAAGAAAAGGUAACCUGCUGCUGGUGAGUCAUGACAGGGGGACCAUACUAGUAACCUCUAAAUCCAAACCAGUUGAGGUACAGAGUACAGCUAGCACACAAAUAUUAGUUGAAUGAGUAUAUGAAUGAGAAAAAUUAUUACUUUCGUUUCUCAUUUAGUUUAAUUCAUGUUUAUAUGAAUGUAUAUAA
Molecule: messenger RNA, 5897 nt
Organism: Symphalangus syndactylus (siamang)
Lineage: Eukaryota; Metazoa; Chordata; Mammalia; Primates; Hylobatidae
Gene: CR2
Product: complement C3d receptor 2
Source: RefSeq, a predicted model, not a curated record